GACCUAUCCAGUUCAAAAACAAAAAUGGUUACGUUGCAUUGUUCAGACAGAGAAGAUGGCACACGUGUCAGGGUUGUUGACACACCCGGUGUUAUGGACACUGUUAAAUCAAAUGACCAAACACUUGCCAAAAUUUAUGAGGCAAUGAGUUUGUGUCCCAACGGAUUCAACGCACUGAUUUUGGUCAUGAAAUUUGGAUGUAGAUACACAAAAGAGGAAAAAGACAGUUUGAAUGUUUUAAAAACAUACUUUGGAUCCACAUUCCUUAAAGACUUUGGUAUUGUUAUCAUGACUAAAGGUGAUAGUUUUGACCUGGAACACGCAAAUAAUAAAAUGACAUUUAGAGAUUGGCUAGAGCUACAGAACAAAGAACAAGGUAACCAGGUUGCUCAGGUUCUCCAAGAAUGCAACGGCAGGUGUGUUUUGUUCUACAAUAUUGGAAAAAAAUUUGAUGCUAAAAAAAAUCUGUGUGUAACCGAACUUUUAAACAUAGUUAAAGCUGAAAUACACAGUCCUUAUAAUAGUGAACACAUUAGAGAGGCAAAGGUGAUGAGGGAAAAAGUAAUAAAUAAGCUGAACACACCAAUUCUACACACAACGGUCCAAGAGAGACUCAGCCUGCUCAUUGAGCAAAUUCAGAGAGACAUAAAAAACAAAACACUUUCAUAUGAAGCAACAUUGGCAAAGCUUAAUGCACUUGAUAAAGAAUUCGUUAGUGUUAAAGGGGGAUUCAAAGAGUUAACUCAAUACGUGGCUAUAAAAGCAUCUAUCGACAAUAUAAGAAGUAGACUGCAACAACUUCGUUCAAUUAAAGACAAAAAUAAACAAAAUGAUGAGCUAAUGAUAAUAUUAAAAGAACUAGAAAUUUGGAAGGUCCUUCCAGAGGAAUGCGGGGCUUUUACGUCAGAAUUUCUUGAAGUGAUGCAAUCAACGCUUAACAUUUUUAAAAAUAGUUUAGUGGUUCCCAAAGAAAGAGAAAAUGAAUCAAAAUGUAUAAUUGACCUUCCACUUGAUUAACUAAAGCAAACAAAUUAAUAAGUAAAGUGAGGCCACGAAACGUAAGCUGGGUCGUAAGAAAGUUUUGACCCUGGUAGUUAACUAUAAACCUCGCCACAUGUCCAUUUUUGGCAAAUGUGCCGUUAUUUACGAUUAAAACCAAAGUGUUUGUUGAAUGUUUCAUGGCAACACUAAGAAACUGAAACAUAACGUAGAUUUUUAUUUGUAAAUUUUACACCCACCCACGCACUCAUACACACACAAACAUACACACACAUAAACACACAUACACACAUGCAUAUCUACAUAGAUAUGUACUUGUUUAAAUAUUCGGCUUAGUCCAGGUUUCAUUUACUCACUGCAGCCCAGUCCAAAAUAUGUCAUAGAAUGUAUUGCUAGAGGGAGCCCGAAAACAUCAUUUUGAUACACAUUCCAGGUAAAAUUUCAAUAACUGUAAACUGAGUGUAGGGACUGGUCAAUAAAGUGCAACAGAAAUCAUUGAAUUUGGGAAGUUAAACUGUAACAGUUGUGUAAGUAAAAUUGUUCAACAAAUUUGGUAGAUAUUGCCCUUUUUAUUAGUUUUAAAAUUAGGGAGUUAGCUUGAGAAAUGAAUAAACACAGCUUAUCCUCUUCCUAUCUUACUGAACUUCUUUCUGUCUCUCUACCCCUUCAAAAGCUUCGGGCCUCCGCAGACGCGCGCAUUCUUUCUGUUCCCAGAACACGCAUUAAAAUAUACUCUAAAUGAUCUUUCUCUUUCUGUGCCCCCCAACAAUGGAAUUCUCUUCCAUUACACAUCAGAAUUAUACCGACUAUCCCAGCCUUCAUAACUGCCCUCAAUACCCAUCUCUUCAAACUCUACCAUGCCGACUCAUUCCCACCCCAUCUAAAUGAUAAACAACGCUCGAUUCUGCUGUGUGCUGUCCGUGGCUAGACAGGGGUAGAUAGUACUGGGGUGGGUGAGGUCAAGCUUUUUUCAAAUUGUUGUUUUUAAAUGUAUAAUUUUCUGUCACUGCUAAAUCUUACUGAAGCGCAUUGAGCCUAGCUUGGGUAAUGCGCUAUAUAAAACCACCUUAUUAAUAAUAAUACUAAUGAUAAAUUGUAUGCGUUAUCUUUUUAAAAGUGCCACAUCUCUAUCCUUUAGAUCAGGCGUCACCAAACAUUUUUCACCAAGGGCCGGACAACGGACAAAAUGACGAGCGCGGCCGUAUAAUACUUGCAAGCCAGAACGAAAGCUCUGGGAAAAAAAUACGAAAAACUAAGUUUAUUAUUCAAUGUUAAACAUGGGGUGAGUGGCGUGCAAUGUACAAAAAACAAAUCACACCUGGUGCGCAAAUGUUCAAAUCUCACAAUGUUAGCAGCAUAAAGGCAAGUGAGAUUUAUGAAACUAACGUUUGGCUUUGAAAAUAUCAUCAUUGUUUAUUUCGAAAUUGUUGCAUCCAAUCAAUAGAAUUGUUUUUAAAUAUUCAUCAGUCACUCUCGUUAGAUGUGUUAACUUCACAAACUUCAUUUUUGAAAAUUUUUGCUCAUAGACAAACGUUGUUCCAAACACCGAAACCAUAACAGCGGAAAUUUCUUCAGUUUUGGAAACUCAGCAUCAGGUUAGCAGUAGUAAAAUCAACACGUUUUCCACUAGCACAUAAACCAGUUUACAAACAAAUGGAUUUUGUUAAAGGAAGAUCGAGGUUGGCAUCGUCUUCGCUAAACUCUUUAAAACAGUGAAAAAAGAGUAAAGUUUUUUCCUUCCAGUUGUGCUUCAAAUAACAGCUUUCUCCGAAAUCCUUUGAUGAUUCGAUAGAGAUCAAAGAUGAGGUUUUCCUUUCCUGAAGUUUCAAGGUCACUUCAUUCAUGUGGGAUGUGAUGUCGACUAAAAAUGACAACUUUGACAGCCAGGUAGGAUCUGAUAGCCAGGUAAGAUCUGACAGCGAGGUAGGAUCUGAAAACCGUGGAUCAAGCUGUGACCGAUGGAAAACAAACUCAUUGCCUCAGCUCUACCUUUUUUCAGUGAAAAACAUCUAUUUCAUUUUGGAGUUUGUGAAAACCUAAAUGGAUUUUACCGCAUCUGAGCCCCCUCGAUGCUGUGUGAUAAGGCAAGUUACAUAUAUCAGAAUCAAUUUGUUCAAGAAAAGCCUGGAAAUGACUGUGAUUGGGCGCAUGUCCCCG
Messenger RNA from Lymnaea stagnalis (great pond snail), 3156 nucleotides. Lineage: Eukaryota; Metazoa; Mollusca; Gastropoda; Lymnaeidae. The record is from the annotation of a GenBank genome assembly.